AUGCCGAUGAACCAGCUCUGCCUCUCUGCAGCCCUUCUCGUCCUCCUGGGCACCCUGGUGGCUGGCACCCCAGGGGCUGAAACCAGCAAACAGGCCCAGGCUGUCUUCUGCCUGGAUCCUCCAUACACGGGUCCCUGCAAGGCCAAAAUCAUCAGGUACUUCCACGACACCAAGUCCGGGUUCUGCGAGACCUUUGUAUAUGGUGGCUGCAAUGCUAAGAACAAAAACUUCAAGAUGGGGGAGGACUUUGUGAGGACCUGCGGUGGUACCAUCAGGCCCUGGGAUGGGAACACUGAGUCAGCCACUCUAUAG
Balaenoptera ricei (Rice's whale) is the source of this 312-nucleotide messenger RNA. Its product is annotated as serum basic protease inhibitor-like. The record is from RefSeq and is a predicted model, not a curated record. The coding region runs from base 1 to 312 and encodes 103 amino acids. Gene Ontology annotation, molecular function: serine-type endopeptidase inhibitor activity. Lineage: Eukaryota; Metazoa; Chordata; Mammalia; Artiodactyla; Balaenopteridae. The transcript is spliced from 3 exons.